This is a messenger RNA of Microdochium trichocladiopsis, 966 nucleotides long. RefSeq names its product calcineurin-like phosphoesterase. Bases 1 to 966 code for a protein of 321 amino acids. NCBI's taxonomy places the organism in Eukaryota, Fungi, Ascomycota, Sordariomycetes, Xylariales, Microdochiaceae. Gene Ontology annotation, biological process: peptidyl-serine dephosphorylation. The transcript has 3 exons. The record is from RefSeq and is a predicted model, not a curated record. Gene Ontology annotation, cellular component: FAR/SIP/STRIPAK complex. Gene Ontology annotation, molecular function: protein serine/threonine phosphatase activity.
AUGCCUGGGCUGCCAGCCUCGGUCGAUCUGGAUGAAUGCAUCUCAAGGCUAUACAAGAAAGAGCUGCUGGCCGAGUCGGUGAUCGAAGCAAUAUGUGCCAAAACCAAGGAACUGCUUAUGCGUGAGAGCAACGUGGUGCACGUGCGCGCACCCAUCACCGUCGUCGGUGACAUUCACGGCCAGUUCUACGACCUUAUUGAGAUUUUCAAGAUCGGUGGAUGGUGUCCUGACACCAACUACCUCUUCCUUGGCGACUAUGUCGACCGCGGCAUGUUCAGCGUCGAGACGAUCUCACUACUCGUCUGCCUCAAGCUCCGCUACCCCGACCGAGUGCACCUCAUUCGCGGCAACCACGAGUCGCGCGGUGUGACCCAGUCCUACGGGUUCUAUACAGAGUGCUCGCGCAAGUACGGCAAUGCUAACGUCUGGCACUACUUCACCGACAUGUUUGACUUCCUCACCCUGUCCGUCGUCAUCAACGACCAAAUCUUCUGCGUGCAUGGAGGCCUCUCGCCUUCAAUACACUCGAUCGACCAGAUCAAAAUUAUAGACCGCUUCAGAGAGAUACCCCACGAAGGACCCAUGGCCGACCUGGUCUGGUCAGAUCCUGACCCGGAGCGAGACGAGUUCUCGCUGUCACCGCGCGGAGCGGGGUACACCUUUGGGGCUCGCGUGGUGAAGAAGUUCCUCGCGGUGAACGGGAUGAACCACAUUCUGCGCGCGCACCAGCUAUGCCAAGAAGGAUUCCAGGUGCUGUACGAUGACCAUCUGAGCACAGUAUGGAGUGCACCAAACUAUUGUUAUCGAUGCGGCAACAUGGCCAGCGUUCUCGAGGUCAGCGACACAGGAGAACGCUUCUUCAACGUAUUCGCCGCAGCACCCGAGAACGACGCGGUCAAGGACAUGCAGCAGGCGGGCUUGGACAAGACCGCUGACGGGAACGCCCUGCCAGAUUAUUUUCUCUAG